AUGGAAUUGUAUCAAAUUAUUGAAGUGAAUGAACCACAGCAAUAUCUGAUGCUAAACUCGUGGAUUGUUGAGCGUUGGGUUGACAGUAUGUUGGGAUGGGAUCCGAAUGAGUUUGAGGGAACAACAGAGAUUAUGUUACCUCACCAUAAAAUAUGGUUACCCGAUACAACUCUCUACAAUUCCUUAGUGAUGGAUGAGGGUGAAACGAGGCGUUUAUUGAAUGCAAAAUUGACGACAGUCGGCAAUGGAAGUGGUGCUUUUGUCGAACUUCUUUAUCCAACCAUAUACAAAUUGAGUUGUAAUCUCGAUUUACGAUUUUUCCCUUUUGAUGUUCAAGAUUGUACCCUAAUCUUCGGGAAGAAUGAAGGAUGGAAAGUGCUCUGGACUGAAGUUACGCGAAAAGAAGUGAAAUACGAUUGUUGUCCGAAUAAUUACACUCUUCUCAUUUUCGAGAUUCAUAUCCAACGAAAACCCCUCUAUUAUGUGAUCAAUCUCAUUCUCCCGACAAGUAUCAUCACUCUCAUUUCGAUUGUCGGCUUCUUUAGUUCUUCAUCGAUAAAUGAGGUUAGACAAGAAAAGAUCACUCUCGGCAUCACAACUCUUCUCUCAAUGUCUAUUCUCAUUUUGAUGGUCUCUGAUAAAAUGCCUUCCACGUCUUCAUUCAUUCCUCUUAUCGGGUGGUUUUAUACGGCUAUGAUUCUAUUGAUUUCUGUUGCUACAAUUUCUGCCUCUGUCGUCAUUUAUAUUCAGAAAAGAGGUAUUAUCGGUAUUGCGCCACCACCCCGAGUGAUGUGGUGGGCGAGAAGGAUUGGAAGAUUGGUCAGAAUGGAGUUGCCUCUAUUGAUGAAACAAGCCUAUGCACAAAAAGCUCGAGAAGAGAAGCUCCGGAAUGCUGGCCGAAAGCAAUCUCUCUGGCAAAAAGUGUACAAGAUGAGCAAGGUUGUAAACGCUUUUGGCAAUCAAAAUACAAAUGGAUCGGUGAUGAAACCGACGAUCAAACCGAAAUCAUUCCCAAAUCUUUCCAUCAUCAAAUCGGGAAGUGAACCGCCGGUAACACAGAAGAAAAGUCUCGCUUUCUCGAUCGAUGAUCGCGAUAUGACACCAAUGAUUGAUGAUGAAGAGACACCGGAAGAAAUGAUUCGAAAUAUCAAACCUGCAAAGAGAUUACGAUACUCACAGAGUUCAGUCUCUUAUGAUAAUGUGUUGGAGAAUAUGGUUGAGGGGAAGAGACUUGGAGAAAUAUCGUCAAUAAUCUCAAACACAGCUCGACGUGAUUUAGCUCAAUUGGAAUACGAUUGGUUGGCUGCAGUUUUCGAAAGGAUUUGUCUUAUUUUCUUCAUUGUCAUGUUCAUUUUGAUGUCUUUUGGUAUCAACGGAAUCGGGGCAUAUUAUUGGAAAAAUGCGGUCAAUGAUCGAAUUAUGAAA
This is a messenger RNA of Mesorhabditis belari, 1425 nucleotides long. The record is from the annotation of a GenBank genome assembly. Lineage: Eukaryota; Metazoa; Nematoda; Chromadorea; Rhabditida; Rhabditidae.